AUGGCCAGCUUCGUCGACAUCUUCCGCGCGUCGGCGCCGUUCGCAGCCAUCAUCACGAGCUUCCAGGACGGCCUGUAUGAAGACAUUGUCGCGUACAUUGCUACGUUUCGCCGCCACGCGUGUGAGCAUCCGCGCAGCACCAAGCAGCGACCGCUCGCGCAUGAAGCGACCAUCUACCCGAGCCGCCUCCUGCCCCGCGCGUCGCUCGACAUGGACUGCGUCGACCUCUUCUUGCAGACCGGUGACAUUGGUCGGCAAGCGUUUACAGCGCCGAUCCACUUUGCUGUCGCGAUGGGCCAUACCGAGAUCGUGCUUCGGGCACUGGCCUGUCGCCCGCGACGACUCUCGGUCGAGCUCAUUGCGUGCGCACUGGCCCAUGCCCGCGUGGACCUGGCCAAGCACUUGCUGGCGAACAUGGACAGCUUGGACGCGACCCGCGUGCCCCGCUCGCGGACGACGACGGUCGAGGCGC
Molecule: messenger RNA, 472 nt
Organism: Saprolegnia parasitica CBS 223.65
Lineage: Eukaryota; Oomycota; Saprolegniomycetes; Saprolegniales; Saprolegniaceae
Exons: 1
Source: RefSeq, a predicted model, not a curated record